Cottoperca gobio is the source of this 3020-nucleotide messenger RNA. RefSeq names its product inhibitor of nuclear factor kappa B kinase regulatory subunit gamma (gene ikbkg). Gene Ontology annotation, molecular function: K63-linked polyubiquitin modification-dependent protein binding. Gene Ontology annotation, cellular component: IkappaB kinase complex; cytoplasm; nucleus. The transcript has 16 exons. NCBI's taxonomy places the organism in Eukaryota, Metazoa, Chordata, Actinopteri, Perciformes, Bovichtidae. The record is from RefSeq and is a predicted model, not a curated record. Gene Ontology annotation, biological process: positive regulation of canonical NF-kappaB signal transduction. Bases 390 to 2216 code for a protein of 608 amino acids.
GCUGCCUGAGAGGCUAACCUCAGGGCGAAAAAAUCACACUAUUUCCUGAGCUAACAACACUCGCUUCGGCUUUGACAGAUAACCUCAACCCACCUUUAAAACCUACAUUUUGUUAGGAUACCGUUACAAAACUUGGCAAAAUGCCUUUUGGAAGAUAUACAGUUCGGUGAAGUAGGUCGUUGUUUAUGCCAGUCAACAAUUGCCCCAGAUAUACUAGCUUCUGGUUGCUAAAUUAUCCUAGCUAGCUCAUAAGCUACAUCGCUAGCUAUCUAGCAUCAGCAAGCUUUCUAACGGUGGCUAAACAGAUUCGCUUACUAACAGGCUGGAUGUGAGUGACAGCUUGGUUACCUGUUAUUACCGGACAACAACAGUGAAAAAGAAGAGCGGGGAUGGUGCAGCCCCAACCUGAUGGCCCAAUGCAGUGGGACAUGUCAGGAGAAGAGAGUGGUGGGACCCUCAGGGUCCCACCGGAGCUGGCUGCCAAUGAGGUUGUGACCAGGUUGCUGGGUGACAACCAGCAGCUUAGAGAGGCCUUGCGGCGGAGCAACCUCGCCUUACGUCAGCGCUGUGAGGAAAUGGAAGGAUGGCAGCAGAGGACAAGAGGUGAACGAGAAUUUCUCAGCUGUCGUUUCCAGGAGGCCAGGGCCCUGGUGGAGAGGCUGGCCCAGGAAAACCACUCUCUGCAGGGUCUGGUGAACGGACCAGCCUCCUCCUCUAACCACUGCUGCAGCUCCAGCCAGACUGAAGAUCUGCAGGGGCGCAGACAACUGGACGGAGCACAGACACUAGAUCAGCUGGAGAAGAAGAGAGUUGAAGACAUGGAUCAACACACACAGACCACGCCACCUCGCAGCCUGGGCGAUGCGAGUGUGCAUAGCUCUUUGAGUAGCGCCCUCCCCUCUCCCUCCACCUCACUUUCAGAGGUAUGGGGGGAGAUAGUGGGCAGGAAAGAUGGCCAGCCUGUGGAAGGUGCAAAUGAUUUCCUCCUGUUGCUAAAGAGCCACAAAGAGAAACUGGAGGAAGGGAUGAGAGAUAUGAGGAAGAAGAAUGACGAGCUGGAGAGGGAGAAGGACGAGGGGGAGAAAGAGAGAGAGCGAAUGCGGCGCUGCAUUGACCAGCUACGGGGCAAACUGGCACAGGCAAGCAAUAUUACAGAGGAGGCGGCCCAACAUCGCUCUGAAGCACAGCACUCCUCUGACUGCUCUAGCCUGGCUAAACUCACAGAGCAGCUUCAGGCCACACAGGGCAGGUAUCGUGAGUUGGAGGAAAAGCUUGAUUACCUGCAGAAGAGUUCAGCUCAGCGGGACAGAACUGAAACUCUGCUCAAACAGAAGGACAAGGACUGUGCACAGCUGGCUAAGGACUGCGAGGCUCUGAAAGCCCAAGCAACAUCCCUAUUAGGAGAACUGAAUGAAAGACAGAGCUGCCUGGAGAAAAGCGAGCAUGAACGCAAAGUAUUGGAAGAAAAGCUGAGCAGUAAGAUGAAGGCCCUGCAGGUGGCAGAGAGGGAGUUUGAGCAGCAGAGGAAGCAGCAUCAUGUGGCCAUGGACAAGCUGCUGCUGCAGACCCAGAGCCUGGAGCAGGCCCUGAAGACAGAGAGACAUGUUGUCACGGAGGAGAAGAAAAAACUGACACAAUUGCAGCAUGCCUACACGUGUCUUUUUAGAGACUAUGAUUCUAAACUGAAGAGUGAGGGAGGAGAUCUGUGCAGCCGGCUAGAGGAGGCAGAGCGAGCGCUGGCCCUGAAGCAGGAUCUGAUAGAUAAACUGAAGGAGGAGGUGGAGCAACAGAAAGGCUCCCUGGAGACUGUCCCAGUCCUCACUGCACAGGCUGAGAUCUACAAGGCAGACUUCCUCGCAGAGCGAGAAGCGAGAGAGAAGCUGAACCAGAAGAAAGAGGAGCUGCAGGAUCAGCUGACUCAGGCCCUGGCUGAGAUUGAAAGGCUCAAGCAGGAAGCCACAUCACGUGCACGUAUGGAGCAAAUGAAGCUGAGACACCUGGAAGACUUUCCAACACGGGCGCCACACAUUCCCCCACCACAAGCUUUCAACACGGUGCCCCCUGCUCCCUCGUUCCGCAAUCAGGGUUUGGCACCACUGGGUGAUCAAGGGGUAGCCGGAACUGAGGAGCUGCCAGAUUUAUGUUGUCCAAAGUGCCAGUAUCAGGCUCCAGAUAUGGACACACUGCAGAUACAUGUCAUGGACUGUAUACAGUAACAUGAGAAUAGUUCACCACGUAUACAUAUAUACAUAUACAGUAGAUUUACGUCUACUCCCAGCUCUGGGCACAGCCUCGAAAAAACAUGUUUGGUAGUUGCCCCUUACUCUCUCUGCCAUGUAAACACACACACACAAACCUGACUACAGACUGAGCAUCUUACCAUUUAAAAAAUCUAAUAUGUUGGAAUCAAGACAAGUGGCAAUCAGAUGAUAGUAUGAACAAGUGAGAGAAGAGAAUGAUGGCAAGAUAAUCAGCAUGGUAUUUUCCUAGAAGGGCUCCAUUGAUUCAGAACUCUGCUGUAGCUUUUACAUUUUACAACCCGUCCUUUUCUCGUCGUUCUCUUUUCUCCCAGCACCUGUUCUUUUAUUUUGCCUCUUCCCUCUCUCCAUGCCUUGCCUCCUAGAUGGCCCACUGAUGCACAUGUCCAUCAGUAUUUAUAUAUGAUCCCUAAUUGUCCCUCUUCACUCUUGUGGGAUAGUGGCAAUUGAGGAGGAAUAAGUGUGUAUACUUUGACUGCAUCUCCAGGUUAUACACGUAUACAAUAAUUGAGUGACAGUUCAGGGGUACUUUUUCCCUCAAAGGAGAAAACGUGACAAUGUGAAUAACCUAGUGAGCUUUAAAUAAUAUACAAUAUUCAAAUAUGUUUUGGUCAUGAAUGUUGCUGUCUACAUUUCCUCGAAACAUGUAUUAUUAUAUAUUAGAGAUGGAUUCACGCUUAUUAAAAAAAAAAAAAAAAAAAAAAGUAGCCAUUCUCUGUGUCCUAUGCCUGUGUACACCUUUGACUGCACCACUGCUUUAAA